Molecule: messenger RNA, 933 nt
Organism: Spea bombifrons (plains spadefoot toad)
Lineage: Eukaryota; Metazoa; Chordata; Amphibia; Anura; Pelobatidae
Product: olfactory receptor 5V1-like
Exons: 1
Coding region: 1-933 (310 amino acids)
Biological process (GO): G protein-coupled receptor signaling pathway
Cellular component (GO): membrane
Molecular function (GO): G protein-coupled receptor activity; olfactory receptor activity
Source: RefSeq, a predicted model, not a curated record
AUGAAUGCAAACCAAACAAUGUUUACAGACUUCAUAAUUUUAGGAUUAUCAAAUAAUCCUAAACUUAAAACUCCAUUGUUCUUCUUUCUCCUUCUAAUUUAUGUGUUCACAUUAGCAGGAAAUAUCUCUAUCAUCUGUGUGUCUCAGUUGGAUAAGACUCUACACACGCCAAUGUACUUCUUUUUGCAAAAUUUGUCAUUUCUUGAUAUCUGCUACACUUCCACAACCAUGCCAAAAAUGUUGCAAGCAUUAAUAGUAGAAAGAAAAGUAAUUUCAUUCGCUGGUUGUGUAACUCAAAUGUAUUUCUUCUUGACGUUUGUGGGUACUGAAUGUGUCCUGCUUUGUGUUAUGUCAUAUGAUCGUUGUCUAGCCAUAUGCUACCCUUUUAGAUAUUGUAUCAUUAUGAAUCGUAAGGUUUGCUUAUCUUUGUCAAGUUUUUCUUGGAUCAGCGGCCUAAUAAACUCCAUUGUUCAUACUUUCUUUACUUUCCAUUUAAAUUUCUGUGACCACAACAAGAUCAAUUAUUUUUAUUGUGAUAUACCUCCACUCCUUUCAAUCUCUUGCAAAGAUACAUCUAUUAAUGAAAUUUUGUUACUAUCCAUAGGAAUGUUUAUCGGGUGGACUCCUUUCCUGUGCAUCAUUGUAUCAUAUCUAUGCGUUAUUUUAACAAUAUUAAAAAUAAAGUCCACAGAUGGAAGGCAAAAAGCUUUCUCUACCUGUGCCUCACAUAUCACUGUGGUGGUCAUAUACUUUGGCAGUGUUCUGUUCAGUUAUGUGAGGCCAAUUUCUAGAUAUUCAUUGAGUAAAGACAGGGUUAUUUCAGUCUUGUAUUCUGUUGUUUCACCAAUGAUGAACCCCUUGAUAUACACUUUGAAAAACAAUGAUGUUAAAAAUGCCAUGAGAAGGCAGUUUAUGUUUAAACAAAGAUCUUGA